Aphanomyces invadans is the source of this 1194-nucleotide messenger RNA. RefSeq lists its product as hypothetical. The record is from RefSeq and is a predicted model, not a curated record. The transcript has a single exon. NCBI's taxonomy places the organism in Eukaryota, Oomycota, Saprolegniomycetes, Saprolegniales, Verrucalvaceae. Bases 181 to 1020 code for a protein of 279 amino acids.
CGAGGCAUCACACAUUGCGGCGACGGAUCCAUCCACAACUUCUUCAACCUGCUCCCUUCAAGCCAUCCUACCAAGCUCGUGCUAACGCUGCACAGCGCGUCGCUCGCACCGGGGCCAUCCGUGCGCAAUGUCCACGCGGUAGUCACGGCUGGAGGCCGGUCCUUUAAAAGCGAGUCGUGCAUGGGAAGUACAACCGACCCAGCAUGGGAAGACGCGACGUUUGCCUUUGACGUCAGCACCAAGACGCACUUGCGCAUUCAUGUGCAGCUGGUGGGGUCCAAACGAUUGAUGAAACGUGACCUGGGCCACUUUGAUCUCAACUUGUCCGAGCAUCGACUGGCAAAGGAAGGCACACAUUCUCUGUCAUGCCACCUCCUCGAUGGAUGCGGUGGUGUCGUGAACGUUUCCAUGAGCAUCUUCCGAGAACCCCAUCCAAUCCGUGAUUGGGCGCGCCGCGAGGUAGCUGGUGCAGCAGGGCACCGCCUGCCAUGCCACUCGUUGCUCGAGUGUGUCCCGUCGUGGUCGACUCGGGAAGAGCUAUUCAAAAAUGCUUGUGGGCCAUGCUUUUUGGCGCUGGUAGAGUCCCACAGCGUGUGCGACGCCUCUUUUACAGCCAAGGGUCUGAAGAGCGCCUCGGCACUCCAUGAAAUGUCGACUUCCACCACAGGUAGCCAUACAACCAACAGCGCCGACCUGGUCCCAUUCCACGAUGGCCACUUCCACAUGAAGAGUGCGCCUCCUCUCAUUCAUCCGAACCACCCUACACCACUAGAAUCUUCGCUCUUUGGCGCCACGGCAGUUGACGACACUCCACCAUGUCCAUCGAUCCAAGAGUGGAUGCAAGCCCGGCAUCCAAACGAAUCGUUCGUCUCCAAAUCAAUCGAGACGGCGUCGCCGUCUUCCUGCCCCCUCCACACAUCCCAUCCAACGCUUUUGCAGCUCAUGUGGCUGCUGCCUCUUCUUUCCAUCGUCGUGCACCAAUGGCUGAUUCUAGUAGUUGAGUCGCGGGAUGCAACUUGACUCGGUCAGUUGCUUCAAACUGUCCAAGCAACAUGCAGUAAAAUUGGAGGAAAGCAGACACUUCCCCGGAACUUUAAACGUUCGGCUCCAUUGCCACACUAUUACCCGCACUUGUCUAGUGUGAUUAUCUUCAAUAGCGCAUCAAGCCCCGUCCUGGUCCUCCACUUCGCUGGU